AUGGGUGAAAUAAAACAAGAAGAUGUUGAAAAAUACCUGGAAAUCAACCCAAAGUUUGCAAAGGAAUAUUUUGACCGAAAGUUGAAGAGUGAGACUAUUGGGGCUUUGUUUAAUAACAAACACGUGGCUAUAAAAGAUGGAAUGUCAUAUAAAGAUAUAACGAAACUGGAAGAAGCUGAUAUUUUGUUAGAAUUGGUGAUGGAGAUAGAGAAAGAAAAUAAUAUGGAACAAACCAUACACAAAGUGCUCCAGAGGUUGUCUUGUCUCCUGCAAGCAGACUGCUGUAGCAUGUUUCUUUAUAGGUCUCGAAACGGCAUUGCUGAAUUGGCUACAAGACUUUUUAAUGUCACCAAAAACUCAAAAUUUGAGGAAAACUUGGUUGCCCCCGAAAGUGAAAUUGUUUUUCCUUUAGACAUUGGGAUUGUGGGAUGGGUUGCUCAUACAAAGAAGACUUUUAAUAUACCGGAUGUAAGAAAGAAUCAACAUUUUUCUAACUUUGCAGACAAGCAAACUGGAUAUACUACAAACAAUUUAUUAGCAUUCCCAAUUUUACAGGGAAAGGAGGUUCUUGCAGUCAUAAUGGCUGUUAAUAAACAGAAUGCACCUGCAUUUUCUAAAGAGGAUGAAGAGGUUUUUACCAAAUAUCUGAACUUUAUAUCCAUUGUUCUUAAACAUCACCAUAUCACGUAUCUACACAGUAUUGAGUCAAGAAAAAGCCAGGUCCUUCUUUGGACAGCCAACAAAGUAUUUGAGGAACUAACAGAUAUUGAACGACAGUUUCACAAAGCUCUCUACACAGUCCGAGUGUAUCUAAACUGUGAGAGAUACUCAGUAGCUUUGUUGGACAUGACCAAGGAGAAGGAAUUCUAUGAAGAAUGGCCAAUCAAGCUGGGAGAAGUACCCCCUUACAAAGGACCAAAAACACCAGAUGGAAGGGAAGUUAAUUUUUACAAGAUUAUUGAUUAUAUUUUGCAUGGAAAAGAAGAAAUCAAAGUUAUCCCCUCACCUCCUGAAGAUCACUGGAGUCUUGUGAGUGGGUUACCUACUUACGUUGCAGAAAAUGGAUUUAUUUGUAAUAUGAUGAAUGCGCCAGCCGACGACUUCUUCAAAUUUCAGAAAGAAGCAGUGGAUGAAACCGGAUGGAAGGUUAAAAAUGUCCUUUCUCUGCCAAUUGUAAAUAAAAAAGAAGAGAUUGUGGGAGUGGCUACAUUUUACAACAGAAACGAUGAAAAGCCUUUUGAUGAAUAUGAUGAACAGAUAACGGAAGCACUCACUCAAAUUCUUGGAUGGUCUGUUCUCAACACUGAUACCUAUGAAAAAAUGAACAAACUUGAACACAGAAAAGACAUUGCACAAGAAAUGCUGAUGUAUCAACUAAAAUGUAAUCCUGUUGAACUGCAAAGCAUUUUGAAAACUAAAGAAAAGUUGAACAAAGAUGUUGAAGAAUGUGAGGAGAAUCAGCUUAUAAAGAUUUUGAAAGAGGAACUGCCAGAUCCCACGGUAUUCGAAUUGUAUGAAUUCCACUUUAAUGACCUGCCUGUGACAGAACACGAACUUAUCAGAAGUGGAAUAAAAAUGUUUUUUGAACUCAAUGUGGUUGAGAAGUUUAAAGUGCCAGCAGAGGUCCUAACAAGAUGGAUGUAUACGGUGAGAAAAGGAUAUCGUAACAUUACAUAUCACAACUGGAGACAUGGAUUUAAUGUGGGACAAACAAUGUUUUCUUUGCUAAUGACAGGUAAAUUAAAAAGAUAUUACUCAGAUUUGGAGGCGUUUGCAAUGGUUGCUGCAGCAUUUUGCCACGAUAUUGAUCAUAGGGGAACCAACAAUUUGUACCAAAUGAAAUCCCAGGCAUCACUAGCAAAACUUCACGGAUCUUCCAUUCUUGAAAGACACCAUUUAGAAUUUAGUAAAACUUUACUGGAAGAUGAGAGUUUAAACAUUUUUCAGAAUUUGAAUAAGCGUCAAUUUGAAAAUGUGAUCCAUUUGUUUGAAGUUGCAAUUAUAGCAACUGACUUGGCUUUGUAUUUCAAGAAAAGAACUAUGUUUCAGAAGAUUGUUGAUGCUGCGGAGCAAAUGCAAUCAGAAGAUGAAAUUAUAAAGUAUAUUAUCACUGACCCCACCAAAAAGGAGAUAAUUAUGGCAAUGAUGAUGACUGGAUGUGACUUGUCAGCAAUAACAAAACCAUGGGAGGUGCAGAGUAAGGUUGCCCUCAUGGUAGCAAACGAGUUCUGGGAACAAGGAGAUUUAGAGAGAACGGUGCUUGAGCAACAACCUAUUCCUAUGAUGGAUAGAAACAAGGCAGAGGAGUUACCCAAGCUCCAAGUUGGUUUCAUUGAUUUUGUAUGCACAUUUGUUUACAAGGAAUUUUCCCGAUUUCAUAAAGAAAUUACACCCAUGUUUGAUGGACUUCAGAAUAACCGGGUUCAAUGGAAAUCCCAAGCUGAUGUAUACGAUGAAAAGAUGAAAGCUUUAGAAGAGUUAAAGAAAAAAGAAGAAAAUAAUAUUGAACCACAGAAAGAUUCAAACGAAAUUAGCUCAGAUAUCAAGUCACACCAGAAAGCACUGCAACAAUAG
Bombina bombina (fire-bellied toad) is the source of this 2574-nucleotide messenger RNA. It is a transcript of the gene PDE6C, whose product is annotated as phosphodiesterase 6C. The transcript is spliced from 22 exons. The record is from RefSeq and is a predicted model, not a curated record. NCBI's taxonomy places the organism in Eukaryota, Metazoa, Chordata, Amphibia, Anura, Bombinatoridae. Gene Ontology annotation, biological process: signal transduction; visual perception. Gene Ontology annotation, molecular function: protein binding; 3',5'-cyclic-nucleotide phosphodiesterase activity. Bases 1 to 2574 code for a protein of 857 amino acids.